This is a messenger RNA of Penicillium daleae, 369 nucleotides long. RefSeq lists its product as uncharacterized. The transcript has 2 exons. NCBI's taxonomy places the organism in Eukaryota, Fungi, Ascomycota, Eurotiomycetes, Eurotiales, Aspergillaceae. The coding region runs from base 1 to 369 and encodes 122 amino acids. The record is from RefSeq and is a predicted model, not a curated record.
AUGGGUAUCCUGCUCACUGGCAACGUGAUCCUGCGGUUCCUCCAUGAGGAAAAGCAGGCUAACCGCCCGCUCGGUCUGCAUGGCCUCUAUGGUGGAUCGUUCCGCUUCCUGAAGCCGCAUGAGAUGCACCCUCUGAAGGCCAACAUGUUCGCUCCUGGUAACUUUGUUGGUCCCCUGGCUGGUAACUUUGGUGGCCGUUUCCCGAAGCCCCAGCUGCUGCACUACAUGGAUUUGGUCAACCGUGCUGAUGUCAAGGCCUGUCUUCCUUUCAUCGCAACUGUAUGUAUUUGCCUCCCAUUCUUUUUUGGUUCCAAGUUGUUCUCGCGGGGGCUGCCAUUCGAUCUGUGGGCAGACAUGCUCAGUCUCUAG